AAUGUCACUGGUAAAUUAACAAGCACCGCCUCUCAUCUUCUUUUAUUACCACCACUUAUUCUACCCCUCACCAAAACCCUAAUUCCACCAUGUCUAACCACCAAAAACCUUCAAACCACAACCAAUCCGACGAAAACAACCGCCUCUACAACCCAUACCAAGACCUCAAACUCCCCGCACAAACCGUAUACAAACUCCCCACAUCUCCCCAAUUCCUCUUCCAAGAAGAAUCCAUCGCUCAACGCCGUUCAUGGGGCGAAAACCUAACCUACUACACCGGCAUCGGCUACCUAAGCGGCGCCAUGAUCGGCGCCGGAAAAGGCUGCAUCGAAGGCAUGAAAGCGUUUGAACCUGCAGACACUUCGAAAAUUAGGGUUAAUAGGAUAUUAAAUGGUUCAGGAGGUUUGGGAAGGAGAUAUGGGAACCGUGUGGGUGUAAUUGGGUUGUUGUAUGCAGGAAUGGAGAGCGGAAUGGCUGCGGUUAGGGAUAAGGAUGAUAUUGUUAAUAGUGUGGUGGCUGGGUUGGGGACCGGGGUGGUUUAUAGGGCCGCUGCGGGCGUUAGGUCCGCCGCGGUGGCUGGAGCGGUUGGUGGAAUGGUGGUGGGGUUGGGGGCUGUAGGGAAGCAUGUUUUGAAGAGAUAUGUGCCAAUUUGAGAGUUUGAAAGGUGCAUGUUUGGUUGAAAAAAAACUUUGUUCUGUAAUGUGUUAGCAUCACGAAGGGUUUAGUGACAAGUGACAAAUAAAGUUACGUAGACUUUUAUAUGUUUAAAUCUUAUUACAGCGUUUUGAGUU
This is a messenger RNA of Helianthus annuus (common sunflower), 791 nucleotides long. RefSeq names its product mitochondrial import inner membrane translocase subunit TIM23-1. The transcript has a single exon. NCBI's taxonomy places the organism in Eukaryota, Viridiplantae, Streptophyta, Magnoliopsida, Asterales, Asteraceae. Bases 90 to 653 code for a protein of 187 amino acids. Gene Ontology annotation, molecular function: transmembrane protein transporter activity. Gene Ontology annotation, biological process: protein import into mitochondrial matrix. Gene Ontology annotation, cellular component: TIM23 mitochondrial import inner membrane translocase complex; mitochondrial inner membrane. The record is from RefSeq and is a predicted model, not a curated record.